CAAGCCGACCGUCGUGUUAACAGGUAAACGUGCGCGCGGUGCACGAAGCGCGUGUCUGCCAGAAGAGGAGGCCUGCGUGCGGACGGAAAAAGGAGACGCCACUCUCGCGCGCACGGACGGAGCAACGAUGUUACGCCGCGAGAGAAGCGCCGCCGACGAAGACACACAAAGUUGUACCUGAUACAUUGGCAAUCGGAUACGUACGUAGUCUAUCGAUCGUCACGGAAAUCAACAACUCCGCGUAUCCGUGGCAACCUGACGAAUCAGAGAUCGACAGAGACAACUGUCGAGUUGCAGUAAUUGAACGUGAUUGGCAUGCUCUCUUCGCGAGAUCCAACGAAUCCGGUUCGAUUGCUACUCAAGCCGCUGUUCAGGCCGUUGUCUCCGCCGACGAACGCAGACGAACGAACAGCGACGACGGUAACCUGCAGCGCACGGUGGUAAUCUUCGGAUCGCUCCCGCAUUCGUUAUCAUGGGCAACGAGAAGGUAGAUAUAAUUAGCAUCGCUAAGAAACCCGAGAGGAAAACUUUGCUGCAGAAGUACGACAUACCGAUCGACCAUCUCUCGUACGAAUUCAUAUCGCAGUGCACCGAUGGGAGAAAACUGGAGCAAAUCGUUCUCAUUUUGCGUUCUGGCGAAGAAGGGAUAUAUCCAGAUUUGACGAAGCAUGCGGAGAAACGUCUUGCCGAGAUUAAACCGACAAGCGCGGUUUUGCACACGGUCGAGCCAGUUUUGAAACGAAAUAUGUUAGACACGGAUGAGCGACAGGAAAUCGACGAGGACAUCGGCAACUGGACGCGCGACAUGCGAUCUCGCGAGAAAGAUUUGGACGAGGGAAAAGCCACUCUCAUCAGCGAUCCUAGCUCGCAGCCGGAAAUUCGAAAACCGAAUCUCGUAAAAAAAGAUAAAAAGACGACGGUGAAUGAGAAAAAGCGCGAUAAGCCGAAACGAAUAGCCUCGUGCGACUACGCGGCUUGGGAUAAAUACGACGUCGACACGGAAAUAAACAGGAUAGACCUGCGGAACGAGCAGCGGCAGACCGAAAUAAAGAGGAUCCAGGAAUUGCGAAAGGAGCAGGAUGAGAGGAACAAGACGACGGCGCGCAAAACGACGGUCGAUAAACUUUCGUUAACCGGUACGGAGGUAAACGUGAUGGCGGAGCGAGAGAGAGAAAAGGGAAACGAGGCCUUUAGAGCGGCCGAUUACGAGGAAGCCCUUCGGCAUUACGACGCCAGUAUCGAGAUGGAUUCGAAUCUAAACGCUCGCAACAAUCGCGCCAUGACGUUCAUAAAGCUGCGGCGUUACGAGGACGCGCUCAAUGAUUGCAACACGGUAAUUAGUAGGGAUUACAAAAAUGUCAAAGCGCUCCUUCGCCGAGCGGUAUCUCUGGAGCAUCUCGAGAGGACGCACGAGGCUCUGGCCGAUUACGAGGCUGUUUUGAUACUGGAACCGACUAACAAAACGGCGAUAUCCGGCGCGAACAGGCUGAGAAAACCGUGCGAACGAAAGAUAAGGAUGAAGAUCGCCGAGGAAAACAUCAUCGAUGGCGAAGACAAGGCCGAGCAAAUAAAGUCGGAGACAACCGCGGAAACGAACAACGCCGCGUGUUCGAGGCAGCGUGUUAACAGCAAUAUAUGUUAUUGCGACAGAGCGCCGGGCUCGUCGCGAAGUAUUGCAACGAAACCGCACUUAAAAGCGAGUUACUGCGUGGAAGCUGAAAGCAACAAAGCAACAGCGGCAGCGGAUGCCGUGGCAAAUAAAAGCAAGAAGAGACCAACGCGCGACUCUUCGAGCGGUGGUAAUAAAUUAUCACCUGUUGCAAAGGAUUUCGGCGACGGUUAUAAAACGACGAAGCGAGACGCCGGCAGCGGCGACGAUGUUUUCGCGACUUCUCGCGAGUCACUUCCCAAAUCGCGCGGCGCACAAGGCGCGAGUUUAGAAAAGUCUAUUUUUUCGUGCGUAUUCGCACCUCGCAAAGCAAAAUCUUCCACGGUCGUCAUCGAGGAGCUUCCUCCGUGCGACGAUCACCAGCCGACGACCGACAAUAACGUCCGAGCAACGAACAAGAGCGAAAAACCGAAGAAACUCGACGAUUCGAGAGCGGAAGCGAGACCGGAAAUAAAAAGAGAGACGACGAUGAAGUCGAAUGUGGAUAUUAAAAAUGAGAAAUCAAUUUCUUCCGAUAAGAAGGCGAAUUUAAGGGCGAAAAAGAAACUUGACCCAAUCAAAGAUUGUCAAAGGAAAAACAAAACUUUAGAGACGGAUAUUCAGAACCUGCAAAGUAUCGAGUCCCCUUACGAAUUUCUGCGUUUGUGGCAGUCUCUGAAAGACGAUACGGACUUGAAGUUGCACGCGAAACUUCUGCGAUGUGUGGCGCACGGAGAUAUGAAUACAAUUAUAGGUAAUAAAUUGGACGGGACGAUGUUCAGUCUGAUCCUGCGUUGCCUGGAGCAACAAUUCUGCACGUCAAAAGACAGAGAGUUGCUUAUGGAUUUACUGUUAUCUUUGAGUCGAGUUAGUCGAUUUUCCAUCGUCAGGAUGUUUAUGGAUUCCGCGGAUAAAAAAGCUGUGGAAAAUAUAUUACGUUUUCUGAACCAAUCAAGCAUACGUACGCCAUAUUUGUCUUACUUGAAAAAGUCGUUUGCAGUUUAACAUUGAUUUUAUAUAUACAAUAUAUAUAAAGCAAAAUUAUCUUACAUUCUAGAUUUAAUUAAAAAUAAUUGCU
Pseudomyrmex gracilis is the source of this 2726-nucleotide messenger RNA. It is a transcript of the gene Spag1, whose product is annotated as RNA polymerase II-associated protein 3. The coding region runs from base 473 to 2653 and encodes 726 amino acids. NCBI's taxonomy places the organism in Eukaryota, Metazoa, Arthropoda, Insecta, Hymenoptera, Formicidae. Gene Ontology annotation, cellular component: cytosol; mitochondrion. Gene Ontology annotation, molecular function: heat shock protein binding. The transcript is spliced from 11 exons. The record is from RefSeq and is a predicted model, not a curated record.